Molecule: messenger RNA, 720 nt
Organism: Coniosporium apollinis CBS 100218
Lineage: Eukaryota; Fungi; Ascomycota; Dothideomycetes
Product: 26S proteasome non-ATPase regulatory subunit 10
Exons: 6
Coding region: 1-720 (239 amino acids)
Cellular component (GO): nucleus; cytoplasm
Molecular function (GO): protein binding
Source: RefSeq, a predicted model, not a curated record
AUGGAUUCCCAGAACAAAGACAGAUACGAGAUCCACGAAGCCGCCCGAGAGGGCAAAACAAGCGUAGUGGAGUCGCUUCUCAAUGCCAACCCGCGCCUCUCCUCCCGCCGCGACGAAGAUGACCGACUGCCACUCCACUGGGCCGUCUCCUACAACCGGCCCGAAAUCGUGCAGCUACUCAUGCAGAGCAAGAACUUUGACGUAGACGCGCAAGACGGCCUAGGCUGGACGCCCCUAAUGAUGGCCUCCUCCCUCAGAGCCGGCGACGGCGACGCCCUGAUCGACACGCUCCUCUCCGCGGGCGCAGACGUCAACGCCAAGAACAACAACGGGCAGACCGCGCUCCACUUCGCGGCGUCCAAGAACAACAUCGAUACGGCGCGCAAGCUGACCGCGCACAAGGCCUCCGCGCGGGUGAAGGACAAGCGCGGCCAGCUGGCGCUGCAUCGCGCCGCGGCGGUCGGGAGCGUGCCAAUGAUGAAGCUGCUGCUGGAGAAUAAGAGUCCGGUUAAUGCGACGGAUGUGGAUGGGAUGACGGCGUUGCAUCAUGCCAUUUCGGAGGGUCACGGUGACGCGGCGAUGAUGCUGCUCAAGGCUGGUGCGGAGACGGACAAGAGAGAUACGGAUGGACAUCUGGCAAUACAGCUGGCACCGGAUGCCAAGAUCAGAGACUUUAUCCUCCAGAGCGCUGAGCGAGAAGGUAUAGAUCUGGAACAGUAG